Molecule: messenger RNA, 1422 nt
Organism: Plasmodium fragile
Lineage: Eukaryota; Apicomplexa; Aconoidasida; Haemosporida; Plasmodiidae
Exons: 3
Coding region: 1-1422 (473 amino acids)
Biological process (GO): piRNA processing
Cellular component (GO): pi-body
Molecular function (GO): protein binding
Source: RefSeq, a predicted model, not a curated record
AUGGUACUGGAAGACUUUAACACGCUACCCUUAAUAAAAUGCAUAAGAGAAGACACCCUUGACAAUGUACUCAAAUUCCUUGAGGAAAAUUAUAAAGAGUAUGAAGUUAAUGACAAUGGAGAAUAUAAAAGCAAAAUAGAAAUUGUGGAUAAACAGACUCACUCCACUCCUUUGUUUUACGUGACUGCUCGGAAGAAUGAUGAAGAGUCUGUGGAGCUAUGUAAAUUAUUGAUUGAACGAUUUGCCAUUUGCAAUCCCACGUCCAAAGAUUUAAUGAAACAGACUUGCUUGUUUUAUGCUGCCAGAGAAGGGCAUACGAAUUUGUGUACUUAUUUAAUUGAGAAGGGUUGUAACCCAAAUGACGCAGAUAAUUUUGGGCAGACGUGCCUCUUUUAUGCUUCAAGAGAAGGGAAGACUCAAUGUGUUGAAGUUUUACUAAAGAAAGGGGCCAACCCUAACUUACUCGAUUUGAAUAAACAGACUUGUUUGUUUUAUGCGUGCAGGGAUGGCAGGUACGACACGGUGAAGUGUCUGCUAGAGAACGGGGUUAACCCCGCCAUUAAAGAUGCGCAGAGGCGAACCGCUUUGACGUUCGCUAAGGGGAAUGGGCACAACAACAUUAUCAACUUGCUCAAAAAUGUCAAGACACUGACUAAGCCUUCUGGGGAGGCGGCCAGCACAGCAGGUGCCCAAGGAGGGAUUGUAAAAAGUGAGAACAAUGCAAUUGCCAGCACCCCAGAGGAUCCCAACAAUAACGUUAACGCUUUGCGCAAGAAGUACAAGUUACAGUACAGGCCGCUAGAGGAAGAAGACCCGGAGCUGUGGGUGGAUGCGCCAUUGAUAAAGUUAAAAGAAUUUGAGAGGAAGUUCCCUGACGUGGCUUUAUGGCCAAGGAACGUAACGACCACACCAAACGUAGAAGUGAAUCACUCAAAUGAUCCUUUCAACAAGCAGUGGUAUCUUUUAGCUAACCAAAUAAUUCAGAGUCUAAGCAAGUAUGAAGGGGGACAUAUUUUUGAAAAACUAGUAGAUGCGAAAAAACAAAAUUGCCCAGAUUAUUACGACGUUAUAAAAAAUCCAAUGUCAUUUAAUUGUGUAAAGACAAAAUUGAAAAAGGGCCAAUACGGAUUGCCAACUGAAUUUAUUAAAGACAUCCAAUUAAUAUUUGAUAAUUGUAGUUUGUACAAUACGUCUGGGUCCCUUGUGGCCAUUACGGGAAAGAAUAUCGAAGCUUAUUUUAACAACCAGCUAAUUGUGACAGGGUACAACAACUUCGUCACCAAGGCGAACACAAUAAAUGAGCGUUUGCAAAAAGUGGAGGAUGAAAAUAUCAAGUGGAGUGCUGAGCACGAACAGGUCGUUAUGGAAGAACAGCCUGGUGAAGAGAACAAAGAGCAGCAGGCAGUUGCACCGGCCGCAUGA